CGAUACGGUGAUCCAGUUGAAUGCAGCCUCGUUAUCACAUCAUUGAACGCUCCCCCUACCUACCAAGCACUAUCAUACGCUUGGGGCACGCAAUCGGCUGUCGAAGAAAUCUCUUUGGAGGGAAAACGCUUCAAGGUCACGCCGAAUCUGGAGGAUGCACUACUACAAUUGAGAAAUGAUAAGGCAGACCUUUUCUCGAUAGAUGCCAUCUGCAUCUAUGUGUAUCGACCCUAA
Molecule: messenger RNA, 234 nt
Organism: Hyaloscypha bicolor E
Lineage: Eukaryota; Fungi; Ascomycota; Leotiomycetes; Helotiales; Hyaloscyphaceae
Exons: 1
Source: RefSeq, a predicted model, not a curated record